Molecule: messenger RNA, 4491 nt
Organism: Aspergillus calidoustus
Lineage: Eukaryota; Fungi; Ascomycota; Eurotiomycetes; Eurotiales; Aspergillaceae
Source: the annotation of a GenBank genome assembly
UGUUCCUCAUCUCCAGCAAUUUGCGCAGGUUAUCUAUCACUCAUUUCCGGACCAGCUUCCGCCGAGCUGAGAUUCUUUCUUUUCAAAUCUUGAUCGCCCGUCGCGUUCGCUAGUUGUCGGCGCUGCUUGCGGGCGGGUGCGCCUGAGCUGCCUCCCUACGUCGAUCAAGCGGCGAACCUCUCCCUCUGCGAGUCGGACUGUAGCGGCUUGAUGAGCGCUAGACAUCUUCUACCGGGCCGCCGUCCAGGACCGCUUGGAUGCACCCUCUAAAUCCCUUUCUCCGCGCCUUUUUUCGGAGCACUGUGCCGGGGCAGUGCGUCCCAAUUGAGAAUCAUGUGCUGCUCGUACCCGUGAGCGAAUCCCUAAUAGGGUCGCGCGAUCGCGAAUCAUCCUUAUUCUACUCCGACCUCGUCGUAUCCGAAGAAUUCCUAGGCAGUCAUACUUUACGGACCACGGUGUCGAACGGGGUAGGAGGGCGCGAUGACCCGGGCGUUCGGGAUGGUAGGAACAAGGCCAAACAAGUAACUACAGUCAAUGGGAGGACCGUGAUUAUCAGGGACAACUCGGUAUACAGCAAUAAGGGUUUCAAGUCGCUGAGCCAGGCGCAAUUGCUGUCCGACGCCUUGUACUAUGCUCCGAACAGCGACUCACAGCCAUGGCUCGUGUAUUUCAUCUCCAGGCCCUUGGUUGGCUCGUUCGAGCCCGCGAAAAUUACACCCGCCGUGGUUCCUGGCAUCGUCCCCAAGCUUGAUGCGCCGCCGUCCAGUGGCAAGUCCGAGACAUCAGGCAACUCUGUCUCGUCGCUUCCGAAGAAGGAGAUUCGCACGUUUGGUGAGCUGCUGGCUCACUUCCCGAUGAUCGCAAGGCAGAUGCAGCCGGGAUUAGAAAGGCUAUUCAGGGAAUUUGGAAAGGAGCUUGGGAAACCGUUACCACCGCCGCCCUCGCGGUCACCGAUGUUGGAUGACGGCGAACACAUCCGAGCCCGUGAAGAAUCGCUUGCAGACGAGGUCGCUUCAAUACGCAGUUCAUCGUCACGCCGCAGCAGAGGCCUGCCCUUCAAUUCCGAAGAAUACUUUGAGGAUGAUGAAGAUCUGAUGAGACGCAGCUUGGAGACAGCUGUCACCGCCGCGAUUGACCUAUUUCGGCUUGUCGACCAACAACAAUUGUCUCUCCUUGGAGCGACGACUGAUUUGACGGGCCCCGUAGUUGAGCGGUUUAUCGAGCGAUACGUUGCCGAGCAGGUCCAUGAGUCCUUACUCUUCCCUCGACUACGCAGUUUCCGCCAACCAGAAGAUGCCGAGCUGGACUCCAGGAUUCGCCAGAUGGAAUAUAUCGACGUGUCCCAGGUUGGGCUUAGCGUGGAGGGAGGUCGAGAAGGAAAACGUGAGCUCUUACUGCGACUUGGUAAAGCCGUGAAUGAGUUUCGAAAAAUCCUGGACGCCAAGUGUCCCCACGAUAUGCUCAAUACCCUUUUGGAGACAGUCAAGGUCCUGUCCUACUCGGGCGAAUACGACAAAAGUGAUGAGAAGCAAUCGGCUUCAGUGACGGUGAACGCCGACAUCCUCGUAUCAUUGCUACUCAUUGUGGUGAUCCGGUCUCAAGUAAAACAUCUACAAGCACGGCUGCUGUAUAUGCAACAUUUUAUCUACAUCGAUGACGUUGACAGCGGAGAAAUGGGAUACGCAUUGAGCACCUUUGAGGCCGUCCUUACUUAUCUGAUGGCCGACCCUGCCGGGCUUCGAAGAGCUAGUAUCCGAAAUAAGCGCCUGUGGAAUGCUACAAAAGCCGGCCGCGUGUCCGACAUGAAAGCCAUUCUAGAACCAGACGGCGAUCAUGAAUCACUCUACGACGCUCAAUCUGAUACAGACCCUCAAGGCCUUGCAUUAGACGGGGAGCAACUCGACCUCCAGUCCUUGAGGAUUACUCCACUAUUCGGAGACCAAGAAUACAUGGGCGAAGAGCAAAGUAAUGGGGCUCCAUCAGGAGCACCACCGCUUGCUCAUGUAUUCCCAUUCCAGACAUGGGGAGCCCCAUCUCCACCUCCCGAGACGAAGCGUCCCAUCAAGCGGGUGUCAAUGGACGUUCGCAGUCUCUCAGAGUCGUCUGGGAUCUCGUUUCUCUCCCGGACUACCACCAUAAACUCGGUAAACACAGCCAUUGAAGGAGAUAGCUCAAUUGAGACACUGGCCAAGACACAGGAUCCACGGGGUGACUCGAUAUUAAUGAUGGCGGUUGAGAGCCGACAUCCCGAGGCCUUGAAAUAUCUUCUCAGCCUAAACGAGUACUACUCAGUCACAGAUGUCCUAAGUGAUACGAACACUGAUGGGACUACUCUGCUGAGUGCUGCCGUUCAGCUUGCGCAGACUGACAUCGUUGACAUUCUGAUCAAUUACCUCAUGGAUUCGACCAACGAAGCUGCUCUUGCGGCUUACCUGCGAAAGUCUGACGAGCGAGGGCGUACAGUUGCGCACUACUUAUUCAGCACUCCAUCAUUGAUGAGAAGGCUCAGGGGACUACUUCCGUGGCGUCAACGCGAUAAGAAUGGACAGACCCCCCUAUUUGCUUUGUGCAGGUCGUACGACCAUCAAGAUUACAAGGCAAUGGUUCAUGAGGCUCUCACAGCUGCUCAAGAGUCUCAGGGAGACGGUAAACCUCUGCGCCUCGAUGACCACGUGGACUCUAAAGGCAACACACUGCUGCAUAUUGUCAGUGAUCCCGAGAUUACCAUUCGGAUACUCAGGGAAAGCGACUGUGAUCCGAACGCGACAAACGACAAGAGAUUCACACCUUUGAUGAUGGCUAGCAAAUACGGCCGGGUUGACCAAGUGCGGAUUCUCUUCUCAGACUCGAGAGUAGAUCUUCACGUCAAGGAAGCUCGAGGCUUGACGGCUGUUGAACUAGCAAAGGAUGACGAAGUCCGCAACCGCAUCGACGACUUGAUCCUCCUUUCCAACUCUCAAUCAACCCACGAUGAGACUUCCGGCCGCGUCACAACAGUGGUACGCUCCUUUUUUGUCGAAGACGCAACCGUCCGCUUCGUCCUCAAAUCAGGCGCCCCAAGCCCUCCAGUGAACGGUCAGGAAAUACCCGCAAACACUAAGAUGUACACGGUAACCACAUGUCGCCGAACAUUCUCCGACUUUGAAACUCUCGCCGAAUGCCUCUCCCUCGAACACCCUGCCUCCUACAUGCCCUCCCUCUCCGACUUCCGCAGCCCGUUCCAGAUCCACUCGAAACCCUCGCGCGCCGUUCUCCACAAUAUGCAAGAACGCCUGGAUCGCUUCCUCAAAAUCCUGCUAUCGCACCCGACCUUCGCAACCCACGAGCUCCUUUGGGAAUUCAUCCUCGUCCCAGAACUCCAACCACAAAUGAUGGCUGAGCGCUCCCACCGCAAAGCCCAAGUCCGAACCGAAUCCAUCCUCGAAGAACACGAACCCAUCACCCAGGACGGCAUCCGCGAAGCCGAACAAUUCAUCUCCCACGCCCAGGACAUGGUCCGCGCCACACACAACCACACCCGCACCCUCCUCCGCCGAGGACACGCAUUACAAAACGCAGCGUCCGACCUCGCCGACGCCCUCGCCCUCGCCUCAACAUCCCUAUCAUCCCUUGCACACCCCACAAACGCCCUCCCCAACGCCCACAUCGAAGCCUUCACCCGCUAUGCCGCCGCCCUCUCAACUUCCUCCUCAGACUCCUCCCCUCUCCUCCUCUUCCUCUCAACCCUCUCUUCAACCGACGCAACCACAACCGCAAUCCUAUCCUCUCUCUCACGCCCACUCUCCCUAAUCUCAACCCUAACCUCUGCAACCCGCAACCUCGCCCGCUCCCGCAACCAGCUCUCCUCCUCUUCGCUCCCCCGGAAAUUCAACCUGAACUUCCCGGGCCUCGAGGAAUCCCGCGCUCGCUCAAUCCGCGACCUCACUCAGAAGAUCACGGACUCGGAAUCGCAAAUUGGUCGACUUUCAAGGGAGCUCAGCUGGAACAAGGACGUCGUUGUGGGCGAGUUGGCUGGGUGGACUUCGUGGAGGGAGAAUGUGGGCCGCGAGGCGAUUAGGGCUUUUGUUCGGGGAACGCUUGUACGUGAGAGGGAGCGGAGGAAGAGGCUUGAGAGGUGUUUGAGGGGUGUAAGGGAGAUGAAAGAGCUGUAAUAUGUUAGGUCUUGAUGGUUUGGUGUUGUGGUUGCUGCAUUGAUCGCUAGAUAGAUCCGAUUAGCCUUGUAUUUUAUGGGAGUUUUACUCUUUAUGUAUUCUUUUUCACCCCCGGCGUUUGUGCUUCUUAUAUGGUGGUUACGUAGUGGGAAUACAUAUGUACCGACAAUUGACCUCAGAUUCGGAAAGCCGGCUUACCUUGUCGAUCUUAGGGCUUUCGUUGCGAAGACCCAACCACUCUGCAACUGAAGUGGAUCUAGUCUCCGGAAGGUUCUCCAAGGUGUAUACUUGUCUGUUUUCAUCAAAAGAUGUUUAUUAUAAUUCAUGUCUAGUCCUAUCA